GUACAUGAUGUAAAAGGUAUUGAUACGUACUUUGAUUAGAAAACAAAAUUGGUAUAGGAUAUUGUGUCAUGAUAUACGGUGAAGAGAUAAUUUUCAAAUGUUAUACUUAACAGAAAUACAAGUAACUUGUACGAUUACGUAGAGGUAUUAAAUAUGAAAUUGCUAAAGUUAUUUCAACGUUUAUAAAUAAUGAUAUAGAUAAGCUUAUAUAUAAAACGUUAUAUCGCUAUUAUCACGUCGAUUAUGGAUGGAAAUUGUCUUCGUAAUUUGUAUUAUCCGUCGUUGUAUCUUCUGAAAUCGUUAUUACAAAAAAAUGCAGAAUCAUAAAUUUGGUGGACGAGACCCAAAAUUCAUUGAAGCAUGCGCGUCGAAUUACGGUCCUGAAUGUUUGUGCAGCCCGAUCUCGGCGAGUGGCGCUGUUGGAGGGGGGCCGUCAACUAUGGCCGGCGCUGAAGGCAGGCCACGAAAGAAAUGUGGCACCGCAUUUCGCUUAGUACGGACUUAGACUGCUCUAAGUGGCGGUCGUGUACGCCGGUGUCCGACCACGACGACGUCGACGUCGUCGUUUUAGAACGCGUGACAGAGAGAUAGCUAGACUUUAACGAGAGUUUCCAGCUGCCGUUGUUGAACUGUGGAACACUCUCGUACUCUCACGUCGCCUACGCCUCCUUGCGUAAACCGGAUGCUCGUCACUGCCGCGUUUAUACGAAUUCGGUAGCCGUGGCGAAUUUCCUCGAGCGUAGUGUGCAUAUUCGAACGAGAUCUAACUGUGUCAAGUGACAACGAUUGUGACAGUGACACCGAAGUGCGCGUGACUGCGUGCCAUGCCAGUAUUGUGUCGAUAGAAAAGACACGGUGAAUCGAUUUGAUCGUUAAACGUCGAGGCGUACGCGUUUAUUUUGCUUCUAUGACACAGUAAGAGGCACGUGUGGUGCUUGAGCGUGACUGUUUCCCGCGAAAACGUUGUAGUACGAUCAGGCAACACUCUUGCCCCGGUUGUCGCGUGAUAUUUCAAAACAAGCAAACUCGCGUGUGCGCCCUCGUGCUUGUCGGCGGUACUGUGAAUCCCGCGAGAGGGAGAUACAGAAGAGAGAGGGAGUACGAGGAUCCCGCAUGCAAGUAGAAAAGCGAAACACAGGGAUAGAGAAAGAGACAGAACGACGAGACGAAUUGGUGAAGAGACAGCAGUCACGUAUUUACUCUUCUACGGUGGUACGAAGCUAACCUAAAAACCGAUACUCGGUCCGUUUUGUGCGUAUCCCAUCGAUGGGCAUGAUACAUCUGCGCAUGCGCAGAAGAAAUUGUGUGUACCUCGUGCGCGAAUUUCGAUUAUCGUGCCCGUCGCAUGUGUACGGUGUCGAGGAAUUGCGCGGUAAACAAGAAACACCGACUGAACGUGUGCUGUGACAAGUGUUUCUGGAAAGGUUCGUGCGAGAAUUACGUGCAACCGCGGUUUCUAACGAGUGUGCAGAGUGGAAUCAUUCCCUUUUCUUCCUUUCUCCAUUUCUCUUUCGUGUUCGUGCCUUGUUCGUGUAUCGUAAAACGUCCCGUAUCGCGUUCGGUAACGUUACAAUAUACGUGUAAGUCGAGGGAGGAGGAGAACCGACGAAAAGUCUGCCGGAAAGAAAAACGUCACAUUGGAGGGGAUUAAGAUUAAAAAUAAUCAUACUGUGGAUUGUGCCGGGGCGAAUGUAUGACGGAUCAUGGUUUCUGCGUCCGGCCCUACAGGGAUCCUAGCGGGACGCCCUUCUGGUUCUCAGUGCCUUCAAGGUUCGCAAUCGUCGCAGAAUGGAUGUGCUACGAAAAAUCACAGUGAGAAGAAUGCCAAAACCGUGGAGAACGCGAAACAACGACACGAGUCGGAUCUUUAUAUCAGGCCAAGCUGGACCGACGCGGCGAUAGCGUUAGAUCAGCUCGAGAAGGGCAAAGCGGAAGGUCAGAGAUCUGCUGUUUGGAUCAGGGCAAGGCUGCAGGAUCAGCUGAGUCAGCUGGGCUACUUCCUGCAGAGGCGCGCAGGCAAGGUCCUCUUUCUCGCGAUCAUCGCUUUGGCUAUGUUCUGUGUCGCUCUCAAGACCGCUCAAGUUCACAGCAAGGUCGAACAGCUCUGGGUUCAAGAAGGCGGAAGGUUGCAAAAAGAGUUGACCUACACCUCGGAAGCACUGGGCGAAGCAGCCGCCUCGACACAUCAGCUGGUGAUUCAAACACCGAGGCAUCCCGGGGCGAAUAUCUUGCACCCUGCCGCACUCAAGGAACACUUAGAAAUCCUGAAGGCGGCCACGCAGGUCACCGUACACCUGUUCGACACCGAGUGGAGGCUGAAAGACAUGUGUUACGCGCUGAACAUACCCAACUUCGACAUGCACUACAUCGACCAGAUUUUCGAUAGAAUUAUACCAUGCGCCAUCAUUACACCCCUCGACUGUUUCUGGGAGGGCAGCAAGCUCUUAGGACCAGACUCUCCUGUGUAUAUACCCGGCACGCAGAUGCACAAGCCAGUGCACUGGACGAAUCUCAAUCCAUUGUGGAUGCUGGACGAGAUGAAGAAACUGCAGUUCAUGUUUCCCUUCAAAACUCUGGAGGACUACAUGAAGAGGGCCGGGAUAACGAACGGCUACCAAAGCAAGCCCUGCCUCGACCCAGCGGACCCUGAGUGUCCGGAAACCGCGCCCAACAAAAAAUCUCAGCAGGUACCAGACAUAGGAGCGGAAUUAACGGGAGGCUGUUACGGUUUCGCGGCCAAGUUUAUGCACUGGCCCGAGGAAUUACUCGUCGGUGGUGCUAAGCACAAUAAGACUGGUCACUUGACCCGUGCAGCUGCGCUUCAGACCGUUGUGCAGCUAAUGGGAGAACGAGAGCUUUACGAUUUCUUCGACAACACCUACAAGGUACAUAAUAUCGACUGGUCCCAGGAGAAGGCAUCGCAAGUACUUAAAACCUGGCAACGAGCGUUCAGCAAUCAAGUGAAGAAGCACCUGGACGCGAAUGGCUCAGCGCCGUACAAUUUGUACGCGUUCAGCACAACCACCAUGAACGACAUACUUGGGAAGUACAGCGAGGUGUCCGUUAUGAAAAUCGCCAUAGGCUGCGCACUGAUGGUACUGUACGCGGGUAUAGUCCUUCUUCGAUGGAAGGAUCCAGUGCGUUCGCAAGCUGGCGUAGGCAUAGCCGGUGUAAUGCUCAUCUGUGCAACUGUGGCCGCUGGUUUGGGGUUCUGCGCCCUACUGGGAAUCCCCUUCAACGCAGCCACCACUCAGAUCGUCCCUUUCUUAGCUCUGGGACUCGGUGUUCACGAUAUGUUUCUAUUAACUCAUACUUACGCUGAGCUCUCGGUGAACGAAGUGCCCAGUGGAGAACAGACAGGAGUGGUUCUAAAAAGGACCGGCCUAUCUGUCCUUCUAGCAGGAAUCAGCAACGUGUCAGCGUUCUUCGCUGCAGCGAUAAUCCCAAUUCCUGCACUCCGAGUGUUCUGCUUUCAAGCUGGUAUCUUGUUGCUUUUCAAUCUGGCCGCUAUGCUGCUUGUUUUCCCAGCUAUGGUGAGUUUGGACCUGAGAAGACGACGUUCAGGUCGUUCAGAUAUACUCUGUUGCUGCUUACCAUCGAACGCUGGCAGAAAUAAGUACGCCAAUAGAAUGAGCAAUGGUACCGCGAAGCAAACUGUAACGAGGGCAAUACCACCAGAACGCCGUGAAACCUGUACGCAAAUCCUGACAUCGCAAAACGUGCAGAAUGAGUCCUGGGUCGGUGGAAAUAUCGAGGUGGACUCGGAUAAACAGUGUAGCGAAGAAGACACCCUAACAGGAUGCAGCCAAGACGACUGUCUCACUUUCACCUUGACCCAGUUAGCUGCAAAGCAUUAUGCUCCCUUCGUCACCAGACCAGCGACUAAGGUCUUUGGCAUGAUGAUUUUAAUCGCAGUUCUUCUUGGCUGUGUUUGGCAAGCUGUAAGGGUGAACGAUGGUCUAGAGCUGACCGAUUUGGUCCCACAGAAUUCCAAUGAACAUGCUUUCUUAGCUGCCCAGGCAAAGCACUUUGGAUUCUACAAUAUGUAUGCUGUUACCCAGAGGGAAUUCGAGUACCCUAACAAUCAAAGAUUGUUGUAUGAAUAUCAUGAUGCCUUCAUGAGGAUAAAGAAUGUGAUCAAAAACGAUAACGGAGGAUUGCCUGAGUUUUGGUUAAGUUUAUUCAGGGACUGGUUGAAAGGACUGCAAAACGCGUUUGAUAGGGAUUAUAACAAUGGAUGUAUUACACAGGAAAGGUGGUACAAGAAUGCUAGUGACGAGGCAAUUCUCGCUUACAAAUUAUUGGUACAAACUGGUCAUGUAGACAAUCCUAUUGACAAAUCGUUAGUCACUCAAGUCAGGCUAAUCGAUUCUGAAGGGAUCAUCAAUCCAAGAGCGUUUUAUAAUUAUUUGAGUGCAUGGGUGUCAAACGAUGUUUUGGCUUAUGGUGCUUCUCAGGCCAAUUUAAGGCCAGAACCAAGGCAAUGGAUUUAUACUAAUGAUCAUGAAUUAAAGAUUCCAAAAAGUAUGCCUCUGACGUAUGCUCAGAUGCCAUUUUAUCUGCAUAAACUUACUGAUACGCAAGAAAUUACUGAACUAAUUGGCAAUGUUAGAAAACUGUGCAAAAAAUUUGAGGAACGGGGACUGCCAAAUUUCCCUUCUGGUAUACCAUUCCUCUUUUGGGAACAGUAUAUGGAUUUAAGAAAUUGUUUGGGUAUUGCUCUGUUAGCUGCUUUAACAGCCAGUGUUGCUGUCGUUGGAAUAUUAUUGUUAAAUUUCUGGGCAGCUUUGUUAGUCGGCACUUCUCUUGCUGCUGUGGUACUACAACUCUUUGGAAUCAUGGGCCUCUGCAAUAUAAAACUGAGCGCUGUUCCUGCUGUUUUGUUGGUCGUCAGCAUUGGAAUUGCUGUGCACUUUACAGUGCAUAUUUGUCUGAGUUUUGUUACAAGUAUUGGAAGCAGGGAUCGAAGGAUUCGGUUAGCUCUGGAACACAUGUGCGCACCUGUAAUUCACGGAGCAAUAACAACUUUAUUAGCAGUCGUGAUGUUGGCCUUCUCCGAGUUCGACUUCAUCGUUCGAUAUUUCUUCUUGGUGUUGCUGUGUCUUAUUGGGAUCGGUUUGGUGAAUGGAUUAUUCUUUUUUCCCAUCCUGUUGUCUUUGAUCGGCCCAUCUCCAGAAGUAAUACCCAAUGACCAUCCGGAUCGUAUUUCUACGCCAACUCCACCUGCCUCGCCAAUCGUCAGAAGAUCGAAACCUCCUGUACCCCCCAGGAGGUCGUACAAAAUUGAUAACGCCAGGUUACACGCUGAACCAUCUCUCACUACCAUCACAGAGGAACCUAAUUCAUGGCACAGUACACAGGAGUCUUGUAUUAUUGUUCAGCCAGAGUUGAAGGUUGAAACGACAUCAACUUGUGGCAACCAGAACUGUAGCGGAUCAGAUACAAGUGGGUCUAGUCGAAUGUCACCAGUGACAUCUACGUCUCAUAUCACAACCAAGGUCACUGCGACGGCUAAUAUAAAGGUUGAAGUUCAUACACCGUUAACUAGUACAGUGGAUCGUAGCGAAAAAUGCAGACACACGACUUCCAGUAGCCGAAGGAGCUCGCGCUGCAGUGCGAACGUUAAUGCUGGGGAGUCUUCCGGUUCCGGUUCUGAACCGGAUUCAGACUCUAACCCAAAUAAACACUAAUAAUAAGUACCGGGAAGACCGGCAGCUACUGCUCAAAUACCAUGCAAAGCGGGAACAUACAGAAGGCUGACUAGGAUAGAUUUAUAGUUUCAUUUCUUCUUUCUUUUCUUUAUACAUCGUAUAGCGAUGUGCGGGUACCCAAAGUUUAAAUAGCAAUGGCUUUAUUCGAGAUAAGUUCGCGUAAUGUUCUCACAUGACACGUUUAACCUCUCUCUUAAUCUUUUGUAAACUAGAUAUACGAACUAAUCUAUUCACUGCCCUUAUUUUAUAUGAAACACCGCGGACGAACAACGUGGAAAGCCAAUGAUCAGAGUUUAUCAGGUACUCUCACAUCGUUAAUAACGCAACGUGCUUGUCCUCUUUGAAUUAAAGAACAAAAGUAUUAUGACUCAGAAAUACUGAAUCGAUACACGCAGUGAUACAUUGUAUAUAAAUGUUCGCAAAGAUGCAUUUAUAUUUGUAUCGUACGUCCAAUGCGGGCCAUACGUACGAACAGGAUGUUCGUAUUCACUUUCAACGCAUUGAACGUGUGAUAAAUUAUUGGGAUAUAUAUGUGCGUGCGUGCGUGCGUGUGUGCGUGUGUGUGUGUAUAAAAUAAUAUUUUUAACGAAUCUACUUAGGAGCAUGUCAAAGAAAAUGCUUUACUACACGCUCUGUGGUAUACGACAGUUUCCAUGAAACUAUAAGGUUAUUAUUUUAUGAACUAGAAAAAUUUCAACGUCUGUCCUAUAAUUGUUAAUAAUACGACGAAGAUUCAAAAACUGGAAA
Bombus pascuorum is the source of this 6458-nucleotide messenger RNA. It is a transcript of the gene ptc, whose product is annotated as protein patched. Gene Ontology annotation, molecular function: hedgehog receptor activity; hedgehog family protein binding; smoothened binding. The transcript is spliced from 11 exons. Gene Ontology annotation, biological process: smoothened signaling pathway. Lineage: Eukaryota; Metazoa; Arthropoda; Insecta; Hymenoptera; Apidae. The record is from RefSeq and is a predicted model, not a curated record. Gene Ontology annotation, cellular component: plasma membrane. Bases 1704 to 5690 code for a protein of 1328 amino acids.